CAUUGGACCCUACUGAGCGUGUCCCUGUUGAACUGCCUCCUGUCGACAGCGUGCAGUGUGGGCCUGGCACUGGCCAUCGCCCUCACCGUUCACAGCAGGGGUACGCGCCUUGUCAUGGGCUGCAGCAGCUCUGCACUGCCUGCUGACGCCCGUGCAGCCAUAGCGACCAACGACUGUCCUUUCAACACCACGCGCAUCUAUGACACAGCCCUGGCACUCUGGUUCCCCUCUAUGUUGCUGGCGGCUGCAGAAGCUGUGCUGUCUGGCAGGUGCUGUUUGGUGGCCUUGAUCUUCCGGGGCAUUGGGCCCUGUGCACACAGCUAUGGCAAAGAGCAG
Messenger RNA from Balearica regulorum gibbericeps (East African grey crowned-crane), 336 nucleotides. The record is from RefSeq and is a predicted model, not a curated record. NCBI's taxonomy places the organism in Eukaryota, Metazoa, Chordata, Aves, Gruiformes, Gruidae.